UACAGCGGACCGUACGGUGCUGAGAGUGUCACAGGUCUGAUCCCCGUGUGGCCCCGCCCUCCCUGCUCCUCCUCCGGUCGACCGGCCACAUUCCCGCUACCUUCCUCCGUGACAAGCACCGAUCUGACGGCGAAGCAGCGGACGAGCCCCGGGACAACAUGGCGUCAGGCGUGACAGUGAACGAUGAGGUCAUCAGAGUGUUCAACGACAUGAAGGUGAGGAAGUCUUCGACCGUGGACGAGGUGAAGAAGAGGAAGAAGGCGGUUCUGUUCUGUCUCAGCGAGGACAAGAAGAAGAUCAUCGUGGAGGAGGGGAGGCAGAUCCUGGUGGGGGACAUCGGAGAGACCGUGGACGACCCCUACGCCUCCUUCGUCAGUCUCCUCCCCCCCGACGACUGCAGAUACGGCCUGUACGACGCCACCUACGAGACCAAGGAGUCCAAGAAGGAGGACCUCGUCUUCAUCUUCUGGGCUCCAGAUGGUGCUUCCAUGAAGAGUAAGAUGAUCUACGCCAGCUCCAAAGACGCCAUCAAGAAGAAGUUUACAGGUAUCAAACACGAGUGGCAGGUGAACGGGUUGGACGACAUCCAGGACCGCGCCACGCUGGCUGAGAAGCUGGCCGGUAACAUGGUGGUGUCUCUGGAGGGCAAGCCGCUGUGAUGUCACGGCGAGCAGAGCGGAGCGGAGCCGAGCCAACCGCCGUGCCAUCGGACCGGAGCCCCCGACCCCCCCGAACACCGCCUCACCCAGCAGCUUGCUCUGUCUGUAUUCAUGUCCUGAAGGAGUUAAUGUCUUUAGGCCUUGUUCUUGUUUUUUGUUCUUUUUGCUAUUUUCCAACAUGAAGGAGAUCUCAUUAACAUAAUAACGAUAUGCAAACACCUCCCAGUUUGUUGCCACAUGACUCUGUUCACCUGGCAGAACACAACAAAUUGCCCUGCUACCACACCCAGGACGGCUGUCCCUCUCUCACAGCCACAGUUUUGCCAAAAAGUCGAUGUGAAGGAAGCAGCCGCUCGGAGGCGAGCAGCGCAGCACGCCGCCAAGCUCCGCCUCCUGCAGCACACGCGUUUUUACAUAGGACUUUAUUUAUUAUUGUAAAGUGUUGUUUCUUCUCCAGUACGUUCUCACCAGGCAGACACAUUGUUAGACUAUGCAUCCAGAGGAGAUCAUCCAGCACUUUGUGUUGAAACACUACAGACAGAAAAGAUCCUGACGUUAAAUUCUGUGUCACCGCGAAACGUUUGUUGACCUCAGUUCUCAUUCCUGUCAGCUCGCGUCAUUCUAGCUGUUGGUCGCCGCUUUACUUUCAGUUUGAAUGUAACUGUCACACCAGAGUUAGAGUGCUUUUAUUUUGUAAAGAAACACUACAGGAAGCAGAUUUGACCCCAGCAGAGAGACGACCCCACAACAACAACAACACAACGACAUCUGGAGCCUUAAAGUGGAACGUUGUUUCUGAGAUCACAGGAAGCCACUUUGCAAUAAAAGCCUGUGGCAGAUCUGA
This is a messenger RNA of Platichthys flesus (European flounder), 1503 nucleotides long. RefSeq names its product cofilin 2 (muscle) (gene cfl2). NCBI's taxonomy places the organism in Eukaryota, Metazoa, Chordata, Actinopteri, Pleuronectiformes, Pleuronectidae. The transcript is spliced from 4 exons. Gene Ontology annotation, molecular function: actin filament binding. Gene Ontology annotation, cellular component: actin cortical patch; actin cytoskeleton; cytoplasm. The record is from RefSeq and is a predicted model, not a curated record. Bases 159 to 659 code for a protein of 166 amino acids. Gene Ontology annotation, biological process: actin filament fragmentation; cell motility; actin filament severing.